Molecule: messenger RNA, 8087 nt
Organism: Haemorhous mexicanus (house finch)
Lineage: Eukaryota; Metazoa; Chordata; Aves; Passeriformes; Fringillidae
Gene: TMEM151B
Product: transmembrane protein 151B
Exons: 2
Coding region: 66-1595 (509 amino acids)
Source: RefSeq, a predicted model, not a curated record
GGCGGCGGGCGGGAUAAUGCGGCUGCCCAGCCCGCAGGCACCGCCAGCGGGGCGCCCCCGCCGCCAUGUCCCCCCCGGCCUCGGCGGCCGCCGCCAGCGAGGGAGGCAGCAGCACGCCGGUGCCUCCGGAGGAGGAGGCAGAGGGGGCCAGAGAGGAGCAGCGGCCAGUGAAGCAGUCUCUCAGCAAGUCCCUGUGCCGAGAGUCCCACUGGAAAUGCCUGCUGCUGUCCCUCCUCAUGUAUGGCUGCAUGGGAGCCAUGACCUGGUGCCACGUCACCAAGGUGACCCGGCUGACCUUUGACAGCGCUUACAAGGGCAAGUCCAUGAUGUACCAUGACAGCCCCUGCUCCAACGGCUACGUCUACAUCCCCUUGGCUUUCCUGGUGAUGCUCUACGUGGUGUACCUGGUGGAGUGCUGGCACUGCUACACGCGCAACGAGCUGCAGUACAAAGUGGACGUGGAGAGUGUGCACGAGCGCGUGCAGCGGAUGCAGCAGGCGACCCCCUGCAUCUGGUGGAAGGCCAUCAGCUACCACUACGUCCGCAGGACCCGGCAGGUCACCCGCUACCGCAACGGGGACGCCUACACCACCACCCAGGUGUACCACGAGCGGGUCAACACCCACGUGGCAGAGGCCGAGUUUGAUUAUUCCAACUGUGGAGUCAAGGACAUCUCCAAGGACCUCAUUGACCUGGAGAGCUACCCAGCCACACGGCUCCGCUUCACCAAGUGUUUCAGCUUUGCCAACGUGGAGUCUGAGAACUCCUAUCUGACCCAGCGGGCCCGCUUCUUCACCGAGAACGAGGGCCUAGACGAUUACAUGGAGGCCAGGGAGGGGAUGCACCUCAAAAAUGUGGACUUCAAGGAAUACAUGGUGGCCUUUUCUGACCCAGACAACCUGCCUUGGUAUGUAUCUCACUAUGUCUUCUGGGUGGCAGCUCUGCUGACCCUAUCCUGGCCCCUGCGGGUGCUAAAUGAGUACCGCACCUCCUACGUCCAUUACCACGUGGAAAAACUCUUUGGGUUCGAUUACGUGGCGGUGACGCCGGCCGAGGAGCGCUCCUUCUGCCGGAGGAUGCCCCGUGUCAACACGGUGGACAGCACCGAGCUGGAGUGGCACAUCCGCUCCAACCAGCAGCUGGUGCCCAGCUACUCGGAGGCGGUCCUGAUGGACUUGGUGGGGCUCUCCGGCUGCACCAGCUACUCUGCUUGCCGCUACGGGGGCUACCGGCAGAACUGCGAGCGCUGCCACAGGACUAUAAGCAGCUCCUCCAUCUUCUCCCGCAGUGCCCUGAGCAUCUGCAACGGCAGUCCCAGGAUUCCUUUCAGCAGCAGCCGCUUCUCCCUGGGCCGCUUGUACGGCUCGCGCCGCAGCUGCCUCUGGCAGAGCCGGAGCGGCAGCCUGAAUGAGCAGAGCUGCCCCACUGAGCAGACACGCCUCUCCAGCCAGGUGACUGUGGAGGAGGAAGACCCCCCUCCUUACCAGGAUGCCCUCUACUUCCCCGUCCUCAUUGUACACCGCAACGAAGGCUGCCUGAACCACGACCACCGUCACCUCCAUCGCAAUGGGUCCUGCGUGGAGACCUCACUGUGAAAGCGGAAGGCGGUGAGAUCUCAUUGUCCAUUGCCUGGCCCAAGCCGGCACAGGAUAUGGGGAGAGGAGCACAAGGGGGAUAGCCCAGGAGGACAUCAGGAUGGAGUGGACAUGGCAUCCUGCUCCGGCAGCCAGCAAAAGCUUCCCCCGCUGUGGCUCUGACCUCCCAGAGGGGUGGAUGCUGAUGCUCCCCCUGACAUGGCACAGAACUCUAGACCGAUCACCACAUGCAAAAAAAAAAAAAAAAAAAAACCAACCAAACCAACAGCAAAACCAUAAUUCAUGGUAUCAAGACCCAAAGGGGGGGAUAAAAUGACAAGCCUGAUGCAGGGAGGGGGUGGCUUUGGCUCCUAGUCCUGGCUCCAGGCUGGCUCGUGCUCCAAGGAACCAGCAGCCACCAAAAAGCACCCUGCUGCACACCUGCCCACCCUGCUUCCCACACUGGAGCGAGACCCCUCACAGGGUGGAGGAGAGCAGGCCCCUUGGAGCAGGGUGUCGCUGCCUGUGACAGAAGGUCGUGGGUACCCAGGCACGUGGAGCUAAAUGGCAGGUUAGAGCAAAGGCUGAAAGCCACGAAUCCACCUCCUCCCCUUCCCCCUGACCAUUCCCCACCCUCCCCACUUUUUUUUUAGACCAUGCUCUGACUGUUACUUUUUUCUCACUGCUGGGAAUGGCAUUGCCUCCAGAGGAUCCCAUGCUCAGCUCCUUAGGAAGUUUCAGUGUGCCAGCUGUGAGUCAGCAUCCCCUUGGUAAAGUGUUUUCUGUUUGGGCAUGCAGCACCGGGGAAGGAAUGAAUGUGCAAAUCCAGAUGGAGCAGAGAUCUGCAGCGUUACUGAUGUGUUUGCUGGAGGAGGGCUCAGCUGGAAAGAGAAAAUGGGAGGCCCCUGGUGACCUGGGGAAGGGGAAGAGGAUGGCACUGGAACAGACAUCAUGGUAUCAGGUGGCACAUCAAGUGGCUGGGGACCCUUCCUGGCUUUGAAGUGAGUCCUAAUUGGUUCACCCAAGCAUCAAGGAAGUCUCUGGUAGGUUCAGCUGCAGUUCACCUAUUGAUAAUGGAGCAGCAGGUUGGUGCAAGUCUGCACAAGCGAAUUUUGCAUGAGAUCCAGCUGGACUCUGGCUGUGGACUCUGAGCUGCAGGCUCCUGGAAGCCUCAUUUUGGCAGAGAGCGCUGAGGGGAUAGGAGGGACAAAUGCAGAAGCAUGCCGGAGCAUUGGGAACUUUGUCUGGGGAAAGGAGGAUCAAAAGGAUUCUGUUUCUAUGGGACCCCACUGUUGGUGCAGGAGGCACUGCCAAGAGGGAUGCUCUGCAGAACAGAGGCCGAGGAUAUUUUAGAGGAAAACCUGAUUGAAACAAAACGUUUUGCACGACAGAGGUUUUUGCAGAGAGAUGUCAGGCUGUCAGAAGUGAAGUGUCUUCUGUGUAGCUCAUUAGCUACUGGGUUCUUCUGCCUUGCUCUUGUCAGGGCAGGUUGCUCUGGGCUUUGUGCUGCCCCUUCUACCCCACUGGAAAGGGUCUCAGUGACAUUGGGCAGAGCCUUCAUGUCACUGAAGUUGCAACAGUGUUUGCAGCAUGCACACACCCAGCUUUUCCUCCUCCGGCAACACAUCCCCAGAUCUCUUGUGUCUUUGUUCUCAGAAAAGCUGUCUCCUUUUCAGUCAGCUCUUUGGGGAGUGAAUGCCAAAUCAGCCAGAGAUUUCUCCAGACAGCACUACUCCUCAGCUUCACCCCGCUUCCUGCAUCAGCUGUGGCAAACAGAAGCUAAGAGCAGCACAUCUUGGGUGACAAGGGCACGUCCAGUGGCACCUGGGCAUUUGCUGUCUGCCUCCCCAUCUGUCAGAGAAGGGCAAACAGCGAGGCACUGUAUUUAGUCCAGCCAUCUUCCUCCUGCCAGCCAUUAAUGAGGGGUCUGGCUCUCUCAUCGUGCUGCUGUACUGCUUUGCUCCCCAGGUCUUGAGGAGGCUGCAAAUGCACCCAUGUACCACACUGGUCCUAGUUUGAAAGUCAUCUCCUGCUGGCAAGCCUGAUGUGGUCAGCACCUGUGGGCAUUGUAGGGCUCCACUCUUCAUUUCCCCCAGAGCAGUCUGUUCUGUUCUGCUCUGUAUGCCUUGCAUAUCCUUGUUAGUGUCUCUUGCCCUUCAAGUCAUCUUGUCCUCCUGGAUCUCAGGUGCUAAACUACAAAGAAUAGUGGUUUGAACAAGAAGUCUCUUAAAAUCUCACUCUGUUUAUGAUUCUGUCUUAACAUCUGCCCUUACUUUCACUACCAGAGCUAGAUGUUGGCUUAAAGAAGAGGGUCCCUCGGAGGACAGAGAAGCAUAAGGUCUCUGGUGUAGGCACAUCCCUCUCUGCAGUUUGUUCUCAUUAUUUUUGGCAUAGAUUCAGACUGGGCGAAAGCAGCCCUGGGAUUUCCUUGCUUAGUAAUGACAUUUGGCUUGCUGUGCACUCGUGCUUCUCUCUCCAAGGGCCUAAUGUAAGCCAAGGCCAAUGAGGAGUGUUCUCCUGACUCCAGGGAGAUAAUGGUGUGUGCUUGUGUGUCCCAGCACCAGAGACAGUGGAGCUGCAAUGGGUCAUUAGUGAGGAAUGAGGUCCCCGCUUGUCCUUCCUGACAUGUUCUCUUUGAAAUCUGCACUGUUGCUUAAAUUAGGCUGUAAUGGCUCAUCUUUCUAUCUCCAGCCUCCAAGGUGCCUUGGACAGAUGGAUUUUAUCUCAGUCUUGGCAGGCCUUUAGUUCCCUGGGGCAAAGACAGUCUUCACAACAGAGACAGAUUAGCAGGGUCUCUAUGCCCCCCAGCUUUUAGCACAUGCAGCAGAAUUUCAGGCACCGUGUCCUUGGCUCUUUCUGGGGCUUUCCAUGAGAAUGCCUGGCCUUGUUCCUCUGGCCCCAUUUUCACCUGUGAAAUCUUAUUCUGGAAGUGGUCUAUCCAGGUGGAUCUUUGAGGCAUAGCUGCUGUUCUGACCCACAGGAUCCAUACAGUCUUCCUGUUACUGAACACCUUCCCCAUGUACCUGGUGCCAGCUGCAGCCAGGUCCCAGCUGCAGGCCCAGUGCUACUGUCUGUGGCUGGUCCAGACCCACAGUACCAUGACCUCUCUAGUCAGUGUUCCCCACUGCAUGCCAGGAUUUCUCAGAGAUCUCAUCCCUCAUAUUCUUGGUGCUACCCAAGGGCACCUGGCAGAACUGCCUCCCAGUCCAUUCCAUUCCAUUUUUUCAAGGGUGAAGACAUGACUCAGGCUCAGGAAAGGGAGAUGGUGCACUUGGACAUGGUAGGGGAGCAGGACUGGGCAGCAGGAACAGGAGCUGCCUGGUGGCUUGACAGAGAAGUGGUGGAGCUGAAGAGAAGAAACUGAAACUAGGGCUCAUCCUGGCAUGUCUAGUCAGGCAGGAAAGUUCAAAGCAGAAAACUGGGCUCUCCCUCCUGUCUCCUGGCAUGGGACACUACCAGCAAAGAGGGUUUCCACCUAAGUGUUGGUGAGAGAACGCAGUGCCCUGGGCCAAGGGCAGCUGCUGUAAUUCUCCGUAUGGCUCAGGUUACGAGUGCAGAUACCCAGAGAUGGCCUGUCCCUGUUCUGGCACAUGGCCUCUCCGUGGUCUAGUGGUCCCAUCUCCUGGCACAUACACACCACCCACCACAGCUCUGGGCUAUGCAGCAGUCAGGUGCCUGCUCUUCUGGAGACUUGUGUCUGCUCUCUGCCGUAUCCGCGUUGGUGAUGACGGUUCCUUUGGCAGGUCAUUCGAGGGCUCAGUCUGCUCCUCUCAGGAUAGCCUUCUCCCUUACAUCUAACCUGAGUUCUCCCUGCUGUACCUUAAUCCCAUUACUUCUCCUUCAUUGACUGGUGAGUCUAAUUGGCUCUGUUCCUUUUUCUCAUGGCCUUCCUGACACAAGCAGGCCUCUUAUCUGUAGCCUUCUCUUCACCAAGCCCAGAGUCUUGAUCUCACUUGCCAGACCCUGGCUUGAGUGGUGGUGCAGAAGUUUUCACUGUGUAGUGAGUAUGUCACUCCUGCUCUGAGCCUGGCCCGGGCAGGAGGGCCAAAGGUGCAAGCAAUGCCUUGGUCUGUCAGGGUGGCUGUGUCCUCAUUCCUGGUGCAGAAGAUCUCUUGGAAGUGAAGGGAGCUCACAGAGCUGCUGGCCACUUACACAAGGAAAGCAGGACAGCACACAUCACCCUCUGGGAAGGUCAGAGCUGGGUGCUUGUCAGUAUGAUGGGACAAUAAUUAGGAGGAUCUCUGCAGUCAGAUGGCUUUGUUUUUGUCCAUACAUCAUUCUCACAUUGCCGUUUUCCAUGGGCUGAGAUUCAGGCUCAGCAUUGCACUUAGCAGCAGACCUUCCUCAUAGGAGGGAGGCAAGAAUGCUACCAGCUCCUCUUUGUGGCCCUUCAUGGUGCUAAUGCAGCCCAGAAGAGGGAUAGUCCUUACUGCUUCAAGGCUGGAGAGUUGGUUUGGGCUAUUUGGUGUUUCCCACUCUUCAAUAUACUUGUCAGGUACUUAAAAGCUCUCCAGCUUUUCUGAACUAGAGAAAAAGAGAGAGGGACAGAGAAGUGUGUGAGAAGCUCUGGAUUACCUGAUCAUCAAGACACAUCACCACCUAUUUAUCUUUCAAUACAGUGGAAGCUUCCCAAAUAGUGCCUAGCACCUUGCUUGUGCAGAACCAGUUGAUGACACCAACCAGCCCAGUGGUACUUCUUUGAGCCCUCUGUGUGUCAUGUCUCAAUCCACACCAAGGAGGGAGGUUUCAGAGAGGGCUGUCAGGGUGAGCAGCUGUAGGGGCAUUCUUUAGGAUGGUGAGAGGGAAUCUGAGCCUAUGGCCAAGGCCAGGCCUUCCAGGCAAAUACAGUAUUAAGGCUAGGGAAGCUGCUGUUCAUCUAUUGUCAAACAAAUGCAACCCCCUUCCUUUCUGCUCCCCCUAAAAUACACAUUAGAAAUCCAGCUGGUCCCUGCCAUCUUUGCUAUUUCUUCACUCAAGAGGCUGCAGAGUCAUUUAAUAAGUGAUGGAUGCCCUCCAUGGGGUGAGAACUGCAGGAAAAUAUUUAUGAAGUGGAAGUUUAAGAAAGAUAGUAAAUGCCAGUAAAACACCACCUGCUUAUUAGCAGGUGGGACAAAUAAUGCCUUUUAAGCUCUCCUUCCAGCCUUUCCAACCUCGGCUUCAGUACUGCUGUCUAAUGUCACCAGGGUGCUGCCUUUAGCAGGGGACAGACUUUGCUGCAGUGUGCUCCCACUCUGCUGCAGUCGCUGUAGGGGCUGGGUCUGAAGUGCCACACCAGCACCAAGAUGUUGUGUUACCAAAGCUCUGUAAGUCUCAAGUUGGCAUAUGUCCUUCUGAUCAUGUUUCAUUCAUAUUCAGUGGUUAGAAUAAAGUCUGUAGGAAUAUGAUCUGGAUCCAGGUAAUGUCAGGAAUGAAACAGUUUCAGUGAUAGCUCUAUCCGGUGCUGCUGCUUCCUGUGAUGCACUUGGGCCUACACUCUCCACUGAGACAGGUAUGCAUGGGGACCAGAGGCUGGUUCAUAGGACCUGGGACCCCAGUGGGGACUUGGGGCUGAGCCUGCCUAGGGCUGUUUUCCCAGUGGGCAUUCUGGAAAAAGUGGAAAGGGGUCAUAGUCACUCUUCAGGUAGAAACUAAUGGGCUAUAUUCAUUCCUAGGGUAAUUUUACUGAAGCCAGUGGUACUAUACUAAUGUGAGGUUGGCUUAGCAGCUCCUCAGAGGGGUCUGUCCCCGAGUCCAGAAAAAUUGAUCUGUCACAGUGCUGCUUUGAUGCAUAGAUUUUUUUGUUGGGACUUGGCCAACAUGAAUGAAUGUUGAAUGUCUGUAGUUUCUACAAGCAGUGGGUUGAAUUGUUCUGCUCUACUGCCUCACAGCUGCUCUGCCAAGGGGAACAUUAUGGAUGUGAUCUCGUCAACUCCCUCAAAAGCAAGCUAACAAGCAAAUUGACCUCCACAGCACCGGGAGAGGAGCUUUCUCCCAUGGGACCGUAGCCUUUCUGCCUCUGAGCUAAGAGGUCCCAAGGACAGAACUGAACCUGCAAGACCCAUGGCCUCGUGGCCUGCCCUUCCUCCUUCCCUCCUUACCUCAUGUCUGUCUUGGGGGAGGGACAGUUUCCCUGUGGAGUUCAACAGGCUCCUCUUCCUGCAGCUCGUGAACAGGCUCUACCAACAGGUAUAUCAUCCACCUAUGCAACUCUUCCAGAAGCUGCCAGAUUUUCAGGAGCCCAUUACAGUGUGCAGCAUGGCCAUCCAGCACUGAGAUUAAGCACAGCGGCUGCUGGAAAGCUAAGUGGGUUUUAUUCCUCCCCCAUUCCCCAGGAGGACUCUUUUUGUUGGGCCAUUUUGUUCGUUCGUUCGUUUGUUUGGUUUUUGUAAACUUCAUUUGGGGGAAAUGAAGCUCGUGAGAAAUUGGUGCCCAUCCUGAACCCUCCCCAGUCCUUUGAACUCUGUGAAUGGAUGGAUCACCUACUGUGAUUAUAAUUUAGUGGAUUUUGUAGAACAAAAUAACUUCACACACAGA